Molecule: messenger RNA, 2640 nt
Organism: Castor canadensis (American beaver)
Lineage: Eukaryota; Metazoa; Chordata; Mammalia; Rodentia; Castoridae
Product: disintegrin and metalloproteinase domain-containing protein 20-like
Biological process (GO): proteolysis; male gonad development
Cellular component (GO): plasma membrane; sperm head plasma membrane; external side of plasma membrane
Molecular function (GO): metalloendopeptidase activity
Source: RefSeq, a predicted model, not a curated record
UUCCCAAAAGGAAUUCUUACUUCUGUUUAAGCUUCCUAUCUUCCUCAAACAUUGAAUCUUACCUCAUAUGGCUUUGAGAAAAAAAUUCACGUCUGUCCUCACAUUCCACCAAGUCUACUUAUUCAUCCUACACUUAUGACUUCCCUUUAGGACAUGAGACUUUUUGGCCUAGGUGUACACUAUUUUCCAAGUACCUCCCAAAUACCCUGGGGCCCUAGGAUCCCCAUGUCACUGAGCACAGAAUCCUCUAAGGAGCACAGCAUUGUUAUGUAAUAGCUUAACCCUCCCCCUUCACAUCUCAGGGACUGCCAAGCCAGCAGCCUCACUUUACUCUCCUCCCAGCUGCCCUGAUGGGAAAGUCCAUGUCUUAGGGAUACUCUUGCCUGUCUUCCACUUGACUGCUUGUGCUUUGGUCGAAGGCUCCCCUUCUUCAUGGGGCCUGCUUGGGCCCAGGUUCUUUUGACAGGUGCUCUGUGGCUGCCAGUGUUCUGGAUGCUCCUGACCCCUGUCUGUUGCUCCCGUGCCCCACCAGGAUGGCGCUUCACUUCUUCUGAAGUUGUGAUCCCCAGGAAGGUGCCCCGCAAAAGGGGUGGAAGUGACAUGCCAGACCAGCUCUCUUAUACCAUGCGCUUCCGGGGCCAAAGACACGUGAUCCAUAUGAAGCGAAAGAAAAACUUCCUGCCCAGACAUUUUCCUGUUAUUACUGAUAAUGACCAAGGCGCCAUGGAGGAGAACUACCCCUUUGUCCCUCAAGACUGUUAUUACUACAGCUACCUGGAAGGGGUUCCUGGGUCCAUGGCUACACUGGACACCUGCUAUGGAGGUCUGCGAGGCAUGCUGCAGGUGGAUGACUUUUCUUAUGAAAUCAAACCAUUGAAGGCUUCUUCCAAAUUUGAGCAUGUGCUUUCUCUCCUUGUGUCAGAAGAGACUGAAAAGUGUAGUGUUGAAGAUGAAGAGACAAAUCAACUACUUGAAGAGAUACAACUUGCUGAAAGUCCUAGAGCAGGCACCGUCUAUUUGUGGAGAAGACACAUGAAGCACGUAAAACUUCACUUCACAACUUCUAUAUCAUUAACCCAUCAGGACAGAAAUAGAACCAGAAUAGUAGAGAGGAUAGUGAUUAUGACCAGCAUCCUCCAUUCCAUUUUCAGACCAGUCAAUUACAACAUUUUUUUAAGGGUUAUAUUCAUCUGGGAAGUUAAAGAUAUGGUUAACUUAUAUAAGGGAAAUGUUCCAAAUGCUGUAAGUGAGUUUGGUUUGUGGAAAUGGCAUCGUUGGUUCACUCAGAUUCCACAUUCCACUUCAGUGCUUCUAACAGGACAUGAAAUUAAAGGAGCCAAUUAUUUUGCCAAUCAUAAUGGGUUAUGCAACCCAAAUUGGGGAGCAUUAUAUGUGUAUGCAACAAGGUAUCACAUAUUUUUGGCCGCAACUAUUGUAGCACAUGGAUUAGGUCAUAACUUUGGAGCGAUCCAUGAUGAACCAGGUUGUAUUUGUUAUCGAAGAAGCAAUUGUGUCAUGGCUCAGACGCCUAGUCUUCUAGAUAUGAUGAGCAAUUGUACUUAUGUGGAACUAAUUUCUAGAUUUGUUGGGUGGGAUACUUGCAUGAAUCUUCUGAAUGUUCCAUAUCAUAAUUUUCCUUAUAUAACUGGUCGUUGUGGGGACAAGGUCAAAGAUACAAGGGAGCAAUGUGACUGUGGCUCCUUAAAAGAAUGUACAUUUGAUAAGUGUUGUACAACCGACUGCCAAUUCACGAGUGGCAGUGUUUGUGACUCAGGAGGUUGCUGCAAAAGCUGUAAACAUGCACCCUCUGGGUUUGUUUGCAGAGAUAUAAAUGGUAUUUGUGAUCUGCCAGAAUAUUGUAAUGGAAAGUCAGAAAUUUGCCCAAACGACUAUUAUAUCCAGGAUGGAACCCCAUGUUCAGCGCUAUCUGUCUGUGUGAGAGGAAACUGCAGUGACCGUGACAUGCAAUGCAAAGCCCUCUUUGGAUACCAAGCAAAAGAUGGCUCGCCAGAAUGCUACAAAAAAUUAAAUGUAGUAGGUGAUCGAUUUGGAAACUGUGGGAUUAGAAUGCAAGAUCCGGGAAUCUUGCCUUUUAAAUGUGAAGAAGAUGAUGUUUUUUGUGGAAUGCUGCACUGUGAUGGUGUCAGAGAAAUCCCUGGAGGAGGUGAGCACACCACAUUUCGUCAUAUAAAAGUAUACGGUGCUAAAGAGGACCAUUGCUUUGGAUAUGAUACGCACGUUGGGUCGGAGGUGCCAGAAAUGGGGCUUGUAGUAGAUGGUUCAACCUGUGGCCCAGCACAAUUCUGUCUCAGACAGAACUGCACUUUUCACCAAGACAUGCAUUUUGACUGUGAUGUAAAGAAAUGCAAUUUCAAAGGGGUGUGUAACAAUAACAAAAACUGUCACUGUAUGCCUGGUUGGAAACCACCAACAUGUCAAGAGGUUGGAUUGGGUGGUAGUCCAGAGAGUGGCCCUCCACCUAACGUACAACAACAACGUAUUAGAGCCAACAUACUUGUGACUACCAACAAGAUACUCAUUAUAAUGUGUUUUCGUUUAAUUCUUCUGAUGUUCACGUUUCUUUUUGGUGGACUCACAAAAAGAAAAAAACUUGUAAAGCGUCGCAAGCGAAAGCGCUGA